Molecule: messenger RNA, 2756 nt
Organism: Pezoporus occidentalis (night parrot)
Lineage: Eukaryota; Metazoa; Chordata; Aves; Psittaciformes; Psittacidae
Gene: NPTX2
Product: neuronal pentraxin 2
Exons: 5
Coding region: 30-1352 (440 amino acids)
Source: RefSeq, a predicted model, not a curated record
GUGUCCCCUCCGAGCCGUCACCAGCCGGGAUGUUGCCUGUGGUGGCCGGGCUCCUGCUCGCCGUAGCCGCUGGCGCCCGGGGCUCGGCGUCGGGCACCCAGGAGAGCCCACCCGGUAGUCGGUUCGUGUGCACCUCGCUGCCGCUGGAGGCGACCAGCGCGGGCUGCCCGCUGCCCCCGGUGCCCAUGCAGGGUGGCGCGCUGUCCCCCGAGGAGGAGCUGAAAGCCACGGUCCUGCAGCUGCGGGAGACCGUCCUGCAGCAGAAGGAGACCAUCGGAAGCCAGCGGGAGGCCAUCCGGGAGCUUACCGGCAAGCUGAGCCGGUGCGAGAGCGCCGACGGCAAGUCCGCUACGGGGACGUGGAGGAGCGAGCUGGGGAAGGGCAAGGACACGAUGGGCGACCUGCCGCGGGACCCGGCUCAGGUCAUCGACCAGCUGAGCCGCACAAUGCAGACCCUGAAGGACCGGCUGGAGAGCCUAGAGCACCAGCUCCGAGCCAAUGUGUCGUACGCAGCACUGCCUAAUGACCUUCGAGAGAUGCUUCAGCGAAGGCUGGGAGACCUGGAACGCCAACUCCUGAGCAAAGUGGCUGAGCUUGAGGAUGAAAAGUCUUUGCUUCAUAAUGAGACGUCAGCCCAUCGGCAGAAGACUGAGACAGCCUUGAAUGCGCUGCUAGAAAGAGUGUCUGAAUUAGAAAAAGGUAACAGUGCAUUUAAGUCACCUGAUGAAUUCAAAGUCUCCCUUCCUCUUCGCACUAACUACUUAUAUGGGAAGAUCAAGAAGACUCUGCCAGAGCUUUAUGCAUUUACUGUAUGCUUGUGGUUGAGAUCAAGUGCAUCUCCUGGAAUUGGCACUCCAUUCUCAUAUGCUGUUCCUGGGCAGGCUAAUGAAAUUGUCCUUAUAGAGUGGGGGAAUAAUCCAAUUGAACUGCUAAUCAAUGAUAAGGUUGCCCAGCUCCCUCUCUUCAUUAGUGAUGGGAAAUGGCACCAUGUCUGUAUAACAUGGACAACCAGAGACGGAAUGUGGGAGGCUUUUCAAGAUGGUGAGAAGCUUGGGACUGGGGAGAAUCUUGCUCCUUGGCACCCAAUUAAACCUGGAGGUGUCUUGAUCCUGGGUCAGGAACAGGACACAGUAGGAGGAAGAUUUGAUGCAACUCAAGCCUUCGUUGGAGAGAUGAGCCAGUUCAAUAUAUGGGACAGGGUCUUAAAAACUGAAGACAUCAUGAAUAUUGCUAACUGCUCUACCAACAUGCCUGGCAACAUCAUACCCUGGGUUGAUAACAACGUUGAUGUGUUUGGAGGUGCUACUAAAUGGCCUGUGGAGACAUGUGAAGAGCGUCUGCUAGAUUUAUAGCUGCAAUUAUUUCCCAUUCAAGUGCCCCCUUUAGUAGGACAAUCUUCUGUGCAAUCUAAAGCACUUAUUUUUCUCUCUGUCCUUCCCCAGUCUUAAUUCCUCAAAAGAGUAAAAAAAAUUGAGUAAACUGCCUCAGUGCAAAGAUAGCUGCUAGUUGGGGGCGUUGAGCCUUACACUGAAAGAAGCACUUCUUGGCUAGCACAGCCCGUGUUUUUUUUUAUGGCCUGAUCCAAAAAUAUGCUUUGGCCUGCAGCAGCCUUUUGGUUAGGCCUGAGUUUAGUACAUCAGCUCUUCUGGCAGGGAGGGAAACAGCCAUGCACACAUUAACUACAGUACUCCCUUUGAUCAUAUGCAGUGCUGGCAAAGCGUUGAGAUGAACACGCUACAUGUGAAUCCUCCCUUCCAGUCUAUCGUCUCCCUUUUGAACGGAAGCCAUUCUUUUUUAGCCCUUUUUAAAGAAAUCACUUCGUCCUUACACUACAGUGGUUAUGGUGCAACUAUGGGUAGAGCUGAACAGCCACUGUCUGAGUGCAAGGGUCUUGCUUUUUAAUUUGCAGAUUAGAAAUCCUUGUUUUAUGAUAAGGAGGCAAUGUAAUGUAUCUGAGAUAUGCUAUUCUAGCUGAGUUUAAAGAGGUCUGUGUAAUAAGCAUAGCCCCACUGAAACAGAGAUGCUUCAGGUAAGGUUCUGUCCCAAAGCCUGUCUUUUGCUAGCCAGGAUCCCAGCACAGAUGGAUAGAUGAAAGACUAUUUUCUGUAGGAUGAAUGUACUGAAUUUGUAGUGACCUGGCCUGUAAACUUUUCUCUAUUGUUUCUCUUGCUUUAGUCAAUGUCUUUAUUUUUUUAAAUAUACAGGCUGUGACUAAGUGAAUUUCUAUUUUGGGUUGCUUUGAAAGGCCUUUCUAUGAGCAAGUGCCAAAGUUCAGUUCCUGCUUGCUGAGAAUUGCUAUAUAUUUUUCCAGCAUAAGUCUUCUGCACUGUUUUCUAUGUUAUUAUAAUGGUCUUAUGUAAUAUGAAAAUGUGCUGGUUUUUUCAAUUCUUGUUGAUUGUCUCUUCUGUAAGCACUGGGCUGACUACUAUAUUUUUUUAUCACUUUCUCUGAAUAUUUUGCAGUGUUGCUGUUUCCUUGGCAUUGAUGUGACUACUUGGUUUGUGGCUCGCGGAUAGCAAAUGCACUGUAAUGGGAAAGAGUUAUUACUUUUGUUAUUUAAAAGAAAAAGGAUUUAAAGGGGGGGAAUUUAUAAAGCUAAAUAUCAUAUUUAUUUUUCAUAUGUUUGAAUUGUAAGAAUAAUAUGGUGACAGUCCCAUUUGUAGGGUAAAGUUACAUAUUUCCAUUAAUAUGUAGUAUGCUGUUAUUAAAAGAAAAUUCUUAUAAUGAACUUUUAAUUAAAAUGCACUGUAAAAUGA